Molecule: messenger RNA, 11898 nt
Organism: Adineta steineri
Lineage: Eukaryota; Metazoa; Rotifera; Eurotatoria; Adinetida; Adinetidae
Source: the annotation of a GenBank genome assembly
AUGUUAACUGAAGAGACUAGCGCAACUAGCAAUAAUACAAGUACAACUGGAAAAACUCCGUCAGCAGCAGCAUCACCGGCUGAAGUUCAGCAGUUUACUUCCUAUUUACUUCGUGUAGUUCCAUUAGCGGCCGAUUUAAAUUCGACAAAUGAAACUGAUGAAUUCAAACGUGCUCUAGAUGAAAAACCUACAGCUAUUGAUGGAAUAAGGCGAUUUUUAAGUGAUCCGCAAUGUAUCGUAUUUUUUAUCCGUAUUAUUCAACAAGGAAAAGAUGAAGAACAAGAUGGUGUUGAAGGAGUCGAUGCAAAUGGUUCAAAUUCUGUUCAAUUUGAAUUUUCAACUGAAACAACAUAUGCAGCACAAAAAGGCAUAAGUGUGGCAUUAAUAAAAAUAACACCGACAAUUGAUAUGGAUAAAAAAAUAUCUCAACAAAUUCAUCUUGCAACAUUUACUAAUCGAGCACCGGCAGAAGUAUUUCGAACAUUUCUUUCUCAAGCAAUGACACCGUAUUUAAAAAGUUUUCUUCGACAACAAAAAGAAAGAGAUCGAGAAAAAUCAAUUGUUGUUUUAGAAGAAAAAUUAAAUGAAUUAGAAGCAAAUUUAUUACAAAUGAAUCAAACAGUUAGUAUUCCUGAUGUUAUUCUUACACCACAUGCAUCUGUUGCUCAAGUACUUCGAGAAUGUAAAGAAAAAAAUCAACGACCUAAUGGAGAUUUAUUCCGUGAGAAGGUUGAAGAUUCAAAUUUUCUUAAUCAAUUACAAGCAACUGUUAAUCGAUGGAUUCGAGAAAUUCAAAAAGUAACAAAACUUGAACGUGAUCCAUCUACAGGUUCAGCAAUGCAAGAAAUAACAUUUUGGUUAAAUAUUGAACGUGCAUUAUAUAAAAUUCAAGAACAAAUGACUAGCCCUGAAGUUUUAUUAACAUUAGAUGCCUUAAAAAUUGGUAAACGUUUUCAUGCAACAAUUAGUUUUGAUUCGGAUACUGGUUUAAAAGAAGCAUUAGAUAAAGUGAAAAAUUAUAAUAUAUUAAUGAAAGAUUUUCCAAUGCAUGAUCUUUUAUCUGCCAAUGAUUUACCAAAAAUAAAAAAUUCUAUUACAGUUAUUUUUAAUCAUCUUAAACGUGUUAGAAAUACACGUUAUCCAGUUAAUAGAAUUUUACGUUUUAUUGAAGCUAUAUCACGAGAUCUUAAUGUACAAAUGACUAAAAUUCUUUCAACGGUACAUUUAAUUGAAAUUCCAAUUAUGAAUUUUGAUCAAAUUCUAAAUGAAUGUAUGGAAAUAUUUUCUUUAUGGGAUGAAGAAUAUGAAAAAUUUCAAAUAUUACUUCGAGAUAUGACAAAAAAGAAUGCAUCUAAUGCCCAACAACUUAAACAAGCUUGGAAAAUAACACCUGAACAUAAGAAAUUACAAACACGUUUAGAACACAUUAAACAAUUUCGUCGUCAACAUGAACAAUUUCGUUCUGUUAUUGAACGUCUUCUAUCUAAACAACAAAAUCAACAACAAAUUGUUGAUCCAUCCGUAUCAACUGUUCAAAUAGUUGAUCAAUCCGAUUCAACUGCUGUUGAAGAAAUUCAACAAGCAUUUGAAAGUUUAAAACAUAUUGAUAUACUUGAAUGUUCUCCUGAAGGUACACAACUUUGGAAUGAUACAAUGAAAAUUUAUGAAGAACGUAUUGAAAAAGUUGAACGACGUAUAACAUCACGUCUUCGUGAACAAUUAGCUAAAGCUCGUAAUGCUAAUGAAAUGUUUCAAAUAUUUGCACGUUUUCAUGAUUUACUUAUACGACAACAUAUUCGAAAUGCUAUACGAGAAUAUCAAACACAAUUAAUACAACGAGUUAAAAUUGAUAUUGAUCAGUUACAUGAAAAAUUCAAAGCAAAAUAUUCAGCAAGUAAAGCAAUGAAAAUGAGUCGAAUUACUGUUGAUAUACCAGUUACAACGGGUUCAAUUAUAUGGGCAAAACAAAUUGAAAAACAACUUUUAAGAUAUUUAAAACGUGUUGAAGAUGUUCUUGGUACAGGAUGGGAGCAGCAUGUUGAUGGACAACGUUUAAAAUUUGAAGGUGAUAGUUUUAAACAACGUCUUAAUACUACAGCUAUUUUUGAAGAUUGGCUUGAAAAGGUUUCAAAGAAAAGUAUGAGUGUUACUGGUUCUAUUUUUAGUCUUGAAACUUUACGAAGUACUAAAGGAACAUUACUUCGAUUAAAAGUUAAUUUUACACCAGAAAUAAUUAUGUUAACAAAAGAAGUAAGAAAUUUAAAAUGGUUAGGUUAUCGAGUACCAUUACCACUUGUUAAUAAAGCUCAUCAAGCUAAUCAAUUAUAUCCAUAUGCUGUUGGUUUACUUGAAAAUGUUCGAGCUUAUGAAGUUUCAAAUGCGAAAAUAAUUGCUGAUCAUGGUCAAGAUUAUUUAGUUGGUAGUAUGAAAAAAGAUAUUCAAAAUUUAAUUGUUGAAGGAACAAAAUUAACUUGGGAAUCAUAUAAAUUAGAACCAUAUGUUCAACGAUGUAUUGAAGCAUUUACACGUUAUAAUGAAAAUGUUGAUGAAAUUCUUCGUUUGGAUAAUCUUAUGUUUACACAUAUAAAUGAAUUAGAUGUAUGUUCAUAUGAAAUUGAUAUGUUUGCAGAAUCAUUAGAACAAACACAAAAAAUUGUUGACGAAUUUUGUUUACAUGAUUAUUCAAAUUUUCCAAAAUGGAUUGGAGUUAUUGAUGAAAAAAUUGAACGAAAAUUAUUUGAUCGGUUACAAGCAGCUAUUACAUUAUGGAAACAAGCAUUAAUUAGACAUGAGAAAGGAAAAGCAAGAGAUAAAAAACGAAUGCGAUUAAAAAAAGUUGUUCUCGAAAUUCGAGUUGUUAAUCAAAUGUUGGUAUUAGUUCCACCAUUUGAAUCAGCUCGUGAACAAUUAUAUAAUUCAUUUUUCGAUUGUCAAUCAGUUAUAACUUCACAAAAACGCAUUAAAAAUAGUCGUUAUCAUGUUAAUGCCGAAAUCGAUACAGAAGAAGAAGAUUUAAUAUAUAAUGAUUUAUUUACAAAAUUUCCUGAAGAAAGUAAUGCAUCAAUUGGUGAAGCUUAUGAUACUAUUGAACAAUUGAUUACUGAAGCUGAAACUUAUUUUCAAGGAUGGCUUAAAUAUCAAGUUUUAUGGGAUUUAGAACCAAAUGAUGUCUUUCAACGGUUAGGUACUAAUGUUCAAUCAUGGUUCGAAUGCUUAAAAGAUAUUAAAGAAUCUCGUAAAACACUUGAUACUAAUGAAGCUUAUAAAUCCUUUGGUCCACUAAUUAUUGAUUUUUCUAAAAUUCAAACAAAAAUCGGUGUUAAAUAUGAUAAUUGGCAUCAAGAUUUACUUCGAAAAUUUGGUCAAAUUAUUCAAACAGUUGCUAAUGAUUUUCAUACAAAUAUUUCCGAACAUCGAAGUAAUCUUGAAACAAAAUCUCUUGAAUCUGGUACUCUUGAUGAUAGUGUACAAUUAAUGGAUACAAUUGAAACAGUUCGUGAAACACAAAUUGAUAAUGAAAUGAAAAUAAAACAAUUACUUGAAGCUCAACGUUUACUUGAACGACAACGUUAUUCAUUUCCAGAGAAUUGGAUAUCUGUAGAUACGAUUAAAAAUUCUUGGACAUCAAUGAAUGAUGUACUUAAACAAAAAGAACGAGUUAUGGAAACAAAAUUGGAUACUAUUCAAGAAAAAGUUAAAGUUGAAGCACAAACUAUUGAUACAAAAACAAAAGAACUUUUAGAAGAUUGGUCAACUAAAAAACCGAUUGGUGGUGAUUUAAAACCGCGUGAUGCUAUUCGUCAAUUAGCUUUAUAUGAAACAAAACUCAAUGAACAAUUAGAAAAACGAACAGUACUUAAUAAAGCUAAACAAAGUGUUAAAAUGCAAGAAUCAGGCCAAGCUGAUCAUUUUGAAAAACGUAUACGUGCUGAUCUUGCUGAACUUGAGGAAAUUCGCAAUGUCUGGAAAUCUCUUGAAAAUGUUUGUAAUCGAUUAGAAGAAUUAAAAGAUAUACAAUGGCUUACAGUACAACCAAAAAAACUCAAAACUAAUCUUGAAGAAUUACUUACUUCAAUGACAGCUAUGGUUUCAUCUGUUAAAAAUUAUCAUUCAUAUGGUGCAGUUAAAACUAAUAUAGAAAAUUAUCUUAAAAUGAUUCCUUUUAUAAAUGAAUUAAAAUCUGAAGCAUUAAAAGAUCGUCAUUGGAAAGAUAUGGUUAAAAUACUUGAUUUAACAAUGACAUGGAAUAAUAUGGCUGAUUUAACAUUAAGAGAUAUUUGGGAUCAAGUAGAUAAUUUUAAAAAGAAUGAAAAUGUAUUACGUGAUAUAAUGAUAAAUGCUCAAGGUGAAAAAGCUUUAGAAGAAUUUCUAAAACAAAUAAGUGAACAAUGGAAAGUUUAUCAAUUAGAAUUAAUUGAUUAUCAAAAGAAAUGUAAAGUUAUUAAAAGUUGGGAUGAUUUAUUUACAAAAGCAAAAGAAAAUUUAAGUAAUAUAUUAAGUAUGAAAUUAUCACCAUAUUUUAAAGCAUUUGAAGCAGAAACACUUUCUUGGGAAGAUAAACUUAAUCGUAUUAUAAAUAUAUUUGAUAUUUGGAUUGAUGUUCAACGACGUUGGGUAUAUCUUGAAGGUAUAUUUACUUCAUCGACUGAUAUAGCACAAUUAUUACCAAAUGAAUCACAAAAAUUUCAAAGUGUAGCUAAUGAAUUCGUUGGUUUAUUGAAAAAAGUUGAAAAAUCUCCAUUAGUACUUGAUGUUAUUGCAAUACCAAAUGUACAAAAAUUACUUGAACGUUUAGCUGAUUCAUUAACAAAAAUUCAAAAAGCUCUUGGAGAAUAUCUUGAACGACAACGUGCAGCUUUUCCACGAUUUUAUUUUAUUGGUGAUGAAGAUUUAUUAGAAAUGAUUGGUAAUUCAAAUAAUUUAUUACGUUUACAAAAACAUUUUAAAAAAAUGUUUGCUGGUGUUAAUUCAUUAAUUAUUAAUGAAGAAGAUCCAACAAUAAUCGAAGGUGUUCAAUCAAAAGAAGGUGAAGAAGUGAAAUUUUUCAAUCAAAUAUCUAUUAAACAACAUCCAAAUAUAAAUGAUUGGUUAUCAAGAGUAGAAAAAGAAAUUAGUUUAACUUUAGCUAAAUUACUUGCACAAUCUAUUCCACAAUUAACUGCAAUACAAAAUAAUCUAACUGAUACACAAGGAUUUAUCAACUGGCUUGAUCAAUAUCAAGCUCAAUUAGUUGUUCUUGCGUUUCAAGUCUCAUGGUCAGAAAAUAUCGAACGUUUACUUGUAUUUGGAAAAAAUGUUGAUUUACAACCAGCACUUCGACAAAUUGAAUCGACACUUGGUAUGUUAGCUGAUUUAGUUCUUGCUGAUCAACCAACUGUUCGACGACGAAAACUUGAACAUCUCAUUAUUGAACAUGUGCAUAAACGUGAUGUAACUCGAGCAUUAAUAGAUAAGAAAGUUGAUUCAGCAAGUAAUUUUGAAUGGCUUGCACAAAUGCGUUUAUAUUUUGAACCAAGUAAUCAAAAUGUUCUUGAACAACUUAAACUUCGAAUGGCUAAUGCUGAAUUUCAUUAUGGUUUUGAAUAUCUUGGUUUACAGGAUCGUCUUGUUCAAACACCAUUAACUGAUCGAUGUUUCUUAACAAUGACACAAGCUUUACAUGCUAAAUUUGGUGGAUCACCAUUUGGACCUGCUGGAACGGGAAAAACUGAAUCAGUUAAAGCACUUGGAAAUGCUCUUGGUCGUUUUGUACUCGUAUUUAAUUGUGAUGAAGCAUUUGAUUUUCAAGCUAUGGGUCGUAUAUUUGUUGGUUUAUGUCAAGUUGGUGCAUGGGGAUGUUUUGAUGAAUUUAAUCGUUUGGAAGAACGUAUGUUAUCAGCUGUAUCACAACAAAUUCAAACAAUUCAAGAAGCACUUCGUCAACAAUCAUCAGCAAAUAAAAGUACAUUAAAAAUUGAAAUUGUUGGUAAAACUAUUACAGUUAAUUCUAAUAUGGCUAUUUUUAUUACUAUGAAUCCUGGUUAUGCUGGUCGUUCGAAUCUACCUGAUAAUCUUAAAAGUCUAUUUCGUAGUUUAGCUAUGACAGUACCCGAUAAAGUUCUUAUUGCACAAGUUAUGCUUUAUUCUCAAGGUUUUCGUGAUGCAGAAAUUUUAUCCAAAAAAAUUGUUCCUUUAUUUACAUUAUUAAGUGAACAAUUAUCUAAUCAAUCUCAUUAUGAUUUUGGUUUACGUUCACUUAAAAGUGUACUUGUUAUGGCUGGAAAUAUUAAACGUGAAAAAAUAAAAAAUAAUACUCAAGAUGAAGAUGAACAAGAAAUUGUUAUACAAGCCAUUAUGGAUAGUUUUGUUCCACGUCUUGUUGCAGAUGAUUUAGUUCUAUUGAAUAGUUUAUUAAAUGAUGUUUUUCCUAAUGCAAAAUAUAAUCGACCAUCAAUGACUCGUCUUCGAGAAGAAAUUGAAAAUGUUGCUAAAGAAAUGUUUCUCGUUUGUGAAACAUUAUGGGUUGAAAAAGUAUUACAAUUGUAUCAAAUAACAAAUCUUAAUCAUGGUUUAAUGUUCGUUGGACCAACAUGUUGUGGUAAAACAAUGGCAUGGCGUGUUUUAUUAACUGCAUUAAAUCGAAUUGAAAAUUCUGAUGGUCAAGCACAUAUUAUCGAUCCAAAAGCCAUAUCAAAAGAUGAUCUUUAUGGAUAUAUGGAUCAAAAUACACGAGAAUGGACGGAUGGUUUAUUUACACAUAUUUUACGUAAAAUCAUCGAUAAUUUACGUGGUGAAUUAUCUAAACGACAAUGGAUUAUAUUUGAUGGUGAUGUUGAUCCUGAAUGGGUUGAAAAUUUAAAUUCAGUUCUUGAUGAUAAUAAAUUAUUAACAUUACCAAAUGGUGAACGUCUUGCUUUGCCACCUAAUGUUCGAGUUAUGUUUGAAGUUCAAGAUUUACGUCAUGCAACAUUAGCUACAGUAUCUCGUACAGGUAUGGUUUGGUUUAAUCAAGAAACUGUCACAUCAGCUAUGUUACUUCAAUAUUAUUUAAAUCGUAUUCGACAAGAAUCUGUUUUUGAUAUAAUUAAUCAAGAUGAUCCAAAUAGUAAAGAUACUGUUAUACAAUCAUCUGAAGAAAAUAAAACAAAUAUAUUAGAAAUACAAAACCAUUUAGCUGAUUUAUUAGAACCAUAUUGUAAUAAAGAAAAUGGUUUAAUUCUUGAUACAUUAGAAUAUGCCGGAGAAAAACAAGUACAUAUUAUGGAUUUUAUACCAGCUAGAUGUUUACAAACACUUUUCUCAAUGCUUAAUCAUGUUCUACGAACAAUUAUUAAACGACAAUUAUUUUCAUCUGAUCGAACACCAUUAAGUGAAAAACAAAUUGAACAAUAUCUUGUAAAAUCAUUAAUUAUUUCAAUGAUAUGGUCAUUUUCAGGUGAUAGUAAAUUAAAAUAUCGACAACAAUUAGGUGAAUUUAUUAUGAAUACAAUUAAAAAUAGUAAUAUAACAUCACCAGCUGAUAAAAGUUUGCCAAUUGUUGAUUUUGAAGUUAAUUCCGAAGGUGAAUGGGAAUCAUGGUUAUUAAAAGUUCCAUCAAUUGAACUUGAAGGAAGUAAAGUUGAUGCAAGUGAUUUAGUUAUACCAACAAUUGAUACAAUUCGACAUGAAACACUUCUAUAUACAUGGCUUAAUGAACGUAAACCUCUUCUUCUUUGUGGUCCACCUGGAAGUGGUAAGACCAUGACUUUAUUUAGUGCACUUCGUUCAUUACCAGCAUGUGAAGUUGUUGGUUUGAAUUUUUCUUGUGCUACAACACCGGAAUUAAUUCUAAAAACAUUUGCACAUUAUUGUGAAUAUAAAAAAACAGCUACAUCAGGUGUUGUUCUUGCACCAAGUCAAUUAGGCAAAUGGAUUAUUGUAUUUUGUGAUGAAAUUAAUUUACCUGAUGAAGAUAAAUAUGGUACACAAAGAGUAAUUGCAUUUUUAAGGCAAUGUAUCGAACAUGGUGGAUUUUAUCGUACAUCAGAUCAUACGUGGAUACGUUUAGAAAGAAUUCAAUUUGUUGGUGCUUGUAAUCCACCUACAGAUCCAGGAAGAAAACCAUUAACACAUAGAUUUUUACGACAUUGUCCAUUAGUUUAUGUGGAUUAUCCAGGUGAAAUAUCAUUAAAACAAAUUUAUGGUACAUUCAAUCGAGCAAUGUUAAAAAAAUUUAAUAAUAUUAAAUCAUUUGCUGAUGCAUUAACAAAUGCUAUGGUUGAAUUCUUUCUUCUAACACAAGAACAAUUUACUGUUGAUCAACAACCACAUUAUGUUUAUUCACCUCGAGAAAUGACUCGAUGGGUUCGAGGUAUAAAUGAAGCUAUUCGACAUGUAAAAAGUUUGAAUGGUGAAGAAUUAGUUCGACUUUGGGCACAUGAAGCAUUACGUUUAUUUCAUGAUCGAUUGAUAUAUGAUUAUGAACGUCAAUGGACAGAAAAAGCUAUUGAUGAUAUAGCUGCUAAACAUUUUAGCAAUGUUGAUUUAAAUACAGCAUUAAAACGACCGAUUUUAUUCAGUGAUUGGCUUGCUGGACAUUAUGCAUCGAUUGAUGAAGAUGAAUUAAGACAAUAUAUUCAAGGACGAUUAAAAACUUAUUAUGAAGAAGAAGUUGGAAUUCAAUUAGUUCUUUUUAAUCAAGUACUUGAUCAAGUCUUGAGAAUUGAUCGAGUUUUUCGACAACCACAAGGUCAUCUUUUACUUAUUGGUUUAUCUGGUACAGGCAAAGCUACUCUAUGUCGAUUUGUUUCAUGGCUUAAUCAAAUAGAUUUUUUUCAAUUAAAAGUACAUAAUAAAUAUACAGCUGCUGAUUUUGAUGACGAUUUACGUCAAUUAUUACGUCGUUCGGGUUGUAAAGGCGAGAAAAUUGUCUUUUUACUUGAUGAAUCAAAUGUAAUGGAUAGUAGUUUUCUUGAACGGAUGAACACUUUAUUAGCGAAUGGUGAAGUACCUGGUUUAUUUGAAGGUGAUGAAUAUUCGGCAUUGCUAAAUUUAUGUAAAGAAGGUGCACAAAGACAAGGUCUUAUGUUAGAUUCAAAUGAUGAAUUAUAUAAAUGGUUUACAAUACAAGUUAUGAGAAAUCUUCAUGUUGUUUUUACAAUGAAUCCAAGUGCAAAUGGUUUACGUGAUCGAGCAUCAACAUCACCAGCUUUAUUUAAUCGUUGUGUACUUGAUUGGCUUGGUGAUUGGUCUUUAGAUGCAUACUAUCAUGUUGCUAGUGAAUUAACACAAAAUGUUGAUAUACAAAAAGCUGAUUAUGUUGCUCCAAAAACAUUAACUCGUUUAGUAGCUGGUUUACCAGUAGAACCAUCUUAUCGUGAUGUAAUGAAUAAUGCCUUUGUUUUUGUUCAUCAAUCAUUACAUAAAUUAAAUGAUACAUUACGUAAAAAAGGUUCAACAACAAAAACAAUUGUCAUAACACCAAGUCAUUUUCUCGAUGCAAUUCAACAUUUUAUAAAAAUAACAGUAGAAAAACGAACUGAAAUUGAAGAAACUCGUCAACAUUUAAUUGUUGGUCUUGAUAAAAUUCAUGAAACUGUUGUUCAAGUUGAACAAUUACAAGCAUCACUAGCAGAUAAACGAAAAGAAUUAAAUGAUAAAAAUGAAGAAGCUAAUUUGAAAUUGAAACAAAUGAUUCAUGAUCAACAAGAAGCUGAAAAAAAACGAAUUAGUUCACAAGAAUUACAAGUUGUUCUAGCUCAACAACAAGAACAAAUAGUUGAAAAACGUAAAACAGUUAUGAUAGAUUUAGAUAAAGUUGAGCCAGCUGUUCAAGAAGCUCAACAAGCUGUUAAAUCAAUAAAGAAACAAAAUUUAGUUGAAAUAAAAAAUUUAAAUAAUCCACCACAAGGUGUUAAAAUAACACUUGAAUCUAUAUGUUUAUUACUUGGUGAAGAAACAACUGAUUGGAAAUCUAUUCGUGGUAUAAUGAUGCGUGAUAAUUUCAUUUCAACAAUUGUUAAUUUUGAAUCUGAUAAUAUUACACCAGCUAUUGCAAAUAAAAUGAAAAAAAACUAUAUAAAUAAUCCAGAUUAUUCAUAUGAUAAAGUUAAUCGAGCAUCAGCUGCAUGUGGUCCAUUAGUUAAAUGGGCAACAGCACAAUUAACAUAUGCUGAUAUGUUAAGUAAAGUUGAACCAUUACGAAAUGAAUUAAAAAAUUUAGAAAACGAAGCCGAAAAAAAAGUUGCUGAUAUGCAAGCAACAAAUGAUUUAAUUACAACACUUGAAACAAGUAUUGCACAAUAUAAAACUGAAUAUGCUGAUUUAAUAUCAGCUGCACAAGCAAUUAAAACCGAUCUAUCACAUGUUGAAUCUAAAGUUGAACGAUCGAUAGCAUUAAUUAAAAAUUUAAGUUUAGAAAAAGUACGUUGGGAAUCAACAAGCGAAAGUUAUCAAACACAAUUAGCAACAUUAAUUGGUGAUGGAUUUUUAAUAUCAACAUUUUUAGCUUAUACUGGUUAUUUUGAUCAAAUGACAAGACAAAUACUUUUUCAACAAUGGCAAAACCAUUUAGAUAAAGCUAAAAUACCAUAUAAACAUGAUUUAGCUCGUGUUGAAUAUGUAUCAACUGCUGAUGAACGACUUCGAUGGGAAAUGAAUUUAUUGCCAAGUGAUGACUUAUGUCGUGAGAAUGCUGUUAUGUUAAAAAGUUUCACUCGUUAUCCAUUAAUUAUUGAUCCAAGUGGACAAGCUUUUGAAUUUCUUCAUAGAGAAUAUCGAGAAAAAAAUAUUGUUCAAACAAGUUUUAUGGAUGCAGGCUUUCGUAAACAAUUAGAGAGUGCACUUCGUUUUGGUACAACAUUAUUUGUACAUGAUGCAGAAAAUUUCGAUCCAUUAAUUAAUCCUGUACUUAUUCGUGAUCUUCGACGAACAUCUGGACGUGUUCUUAUAACUAUUGGUGAUAAAGAUAUUGAUUUUUCACCAACAUUUCGAAUGUUUUUAUUUACACGUGAUUCUGAUGCCGAAUUUGGACCAGAUAUAUGUUCACGUGUAACAUUUGUUAAUUUUACAGUAACACGAUCAAGUUUACAAUCUCAAUGUUUAUAUAAAAUCUUACGAUCUGAACGACCAGAUAUUGAUUCAAAACGAUCUGAUCUAAUGAAAUUACAAGGAGAAUUUGCAGCUAAAUUACGUCAUUUAGAAGAUAAUUUACUCAAAGUAUUAAAUGAAUCCGAAGGAACCAUACUUGAUAAUGACAAAGUAAUUGCUACAUUAGAAAAAAUAAAAACUGAAGCAUCAGAAAUAAUGCAAAAAGUUGAAGAAACUGAUAUUGUUUUAAAUGAAGUUGAAAAAGUUUCACAUGAAUAUUUACCAAUGGCUAAAGCAUGUAGUAGUAUUUUCUUUACACUUUCAUCAUUAUCAACAAUUCAUAUGCUUUAUCAAUAUUCAUUAAGAUUUUUUAUGGAAAUCUUUGAACAUAUUCUUUAUCAUAAUAAACGUUUAGAAUCAAUUACUGAUACAACACAACGAUUAGAUAUUAUAUUAAAAAGUUUAUUUGAAACAAUAUUUAUUCGUGUUUCACGUGGUAUGUUACAUCGAGAUCGAAUAACAUUAGCUGUACAAUUAACAAGAAUUUAUUUAAAAAAUAUUAUUGGUGAAAAUAUGACAUUUGAAGAUGAGUUUUUUGAAAUGGCUCAAGUAUUAGAAGAAAAUUCUGAUAUGCUUAAUAUACAAAAUAAGUUAUCUGAUCCACAAAAACGUGCAUUAUCGCAUUUAACUACGAAUAUUCCAUCGUUUAAAAAUCUUGAACGACAAAUUGCAUCGAAUUCUGAUGCAUUUGAUAAAUGGUUAAAUAGUAAUGAUUUAACAACUCGAGUUCCUGUUGUUUGGGAAAAUAAUGGCGAUAAAAAAAAUGAAAUCAAUACUGCAGUAUAUUCGUAA